UUAAAAGAAAAGACACAGCCCAAUGAAACUCACACAAAACCCUAAUUCCUCUGAUCACAAUAUAGUUUACUCGCCGCUUUCAUUUCCACCAUCUCCUAGGGUUUGCAUCUUCUCUGCUCUCCGCUGAAACCAGCAACAAUGGUUGCCGCCAAGAAAACCAAGAAGACCCAUGAGAGCAUCAACAACAGGCUCGCUCUUGUGAUGAAGAGCGGCAAAUAUACCCUCGGGUAUAAGACCGUUCUCAAAUCCCUCAGGAGCUCCAAAGGGAAACUGAUUAUCAUUGCUAACAACUGUCCUCCUUUGAGGAAGUCUGAGAUAGAGUACUAUGCCAUGUUGGCGAAGGUUGGAGUUCAUCAUUACAAUGGGAACAAUGUUGAUCUUGGCACUGCCUGCGGAAAAUACUACAGAGUGUGCUGCCUCAGCAUUAUUGAUCCUGGUGACUCAGAUAUCAUCAAGACAUUGCCUGGUGACCAGUAAAGCUGUCUUGAAGACUUUUGCUGGAUAUUUUUGUUUUCUGAGUUUAUUUUAGACAUUUGUGAAAGAAAUUCCAAUUUAGUUGUAGACUGGUGUCUGGGGCAUGGUUCUUGGGUAUUUCAACUUGUUGAGCAUCGUAGUUGACUCUGCAAAAUUUUCUGUUUCAUUGUGCCAAUUUUUAUAUGGAUAAUAUUCCAGUGUUAUCAUACAUGCUGUUAAUGUGUUGUGUUA
Messenger RNA from Lotus japonicus, 705 nucleotides. RefSeq names its product 60S ribosomal protein L30. The transcript has 5 exons. The record is from RefSeq and is a predicted model, not a curated record. Gene Ontology annotation, molecular function: structural constituent of ribosome; RNA binding. The coding region runs from base 139 to 477 and encodes 112 amino acids. Gene Ontology annotation, cellular component: cytosolic large ribosomal subunit. NCBI's taxonomy places the organism in Eukaryota, Viridiplantae, Streptophyta, Magnoliopsida, Fabales, Fabaceae.